Messenger RNA from Ilex paraguariensis (yerba mate), 1221 nucleotides. The record is from the annotation of a GenBank genome assembly. Lineage: Eukaryota; Viridiplantae; Streptophyta; Magnoliopsida; Aquifoliales; Aquifoliaceae.
AUGGAUAUUGUUGGAAGGAAGAAAGGGUUUCAAGCUCUACUUCUUCAUCUUCUUCUGCCGUUUCUCGUUGUCGUUUUCUCCGAAAGAACUUUGGCCGUUUCGAGUUUAAACUAUACAAAGUACAGACAAGUGGGGAGCUUGAGACUUGCUAGGAUACAGAAGCAUUUGGAUCAGAUUAACAAGCCUGCUGUCCUUACUAUAGAGAGAGUUCCACCAGAAAGGCCCAAGAUGAAAAUCAUGAAAACAGAUGAGGUGAGAGAAACAAAUAGGAGCAGUCUUAGAGGUGCAGCAUGGCAAACAUGGCAUGAGAAUGGGCAACGGUGUCCCAAAGGAACUGUUCCUAUUCGGAGGAGCAGUGUGCAUGAUGUUCUUCGAGCCAAGUCUCUUUAUGAUUUUGGGAAGAAACAUCGUCCAAUACAACUUGCUAGGCGCACAGAUGCACCAGACGUAGUGAGCGGCAAUGGCCAUGAGCAUGCGAUAGCAUACACCGACACAUCACAGGAGAUGUAUGGAGCAAAGGCGACAAUAAAUGUGUGGAACCCUUCGAUUGAAUUGGUCAACGAGUUCAGCAUCUCCCAGAUUUGGAUUCUUUCGGGAUCAUUCGACGGCUCAGAUCUCAACAGCAUAGAAGCAGGUUGGCAGGUUAGUCCGGAGCUUUACGGUGACAGCAGGCCUCGAUUAUUCACUUACUGGACGAGUGAUUCAUACCAGGCAACAGGAUGCUACAACCUUCUAUGUGCAGGAUUUGUGCAAACCAAUAGUAGGAUAGCUAUCGGAGCUGCCAUUUCUCCAGUGUCGGUGUUUAACAACAAUCAAUACGACAUCACCGUUCUUAUUUGGAAGGAUCCAAAGCUUGGGAAUUGGUGGAUGGGGUUUGGAGACAACACCCUAGUAGGUUAUUGGCCUGCAGAGUUAUUCACACACCUAGCGGACCGGGCCACCAUGGUGGAGUGGGGAGGUGAGGUGGUGAACUCAAGGGCCAACGGCGAGCACACCUCCACCCAAAUGGGCUCUGGUCAUUUCGCCCAAGAUGGGUUUAGAAAAGCAAGUUACUUUCGUAACUUAGAAAUUGUGGAUUCUGAUAACAGUCUUAUCUCAACUCACGACAUAUCAACCUUAGCUGAAAACACCAAUUGUUACAACAUUCAGAGCUCCUACAACAAUGAAUGGGGCACAUACUUUUACUAUGGUGGACCUGGGAACAAUCCACUGUGUCCAUGA